AUGGACACCAACAAUGUGGAGAGAAUUGAGAGUCAAAACCAGCAUUUAGAGUCACACGAACCAGGCGCCACCUUCCUAAGUUCAUCCUUCAAUGGAGUCAACAUUUUAUCUGGUGUUGGCAUACUGUCAGUAGCGUACGCACUCUCAAAAGGUGGGUGGUUAAGCCUAGUGUUACUACUCUUGAUAGCUCAUUUAAGUUUCUACACUGCAUUACUUCUUCAAAGAUGCAUGGAUUCGGACCCCCUUAUCAAAACCUACCCUAACAUAGGCGGAAAGGCAUUUGGGAGAAUAGGGAGUGCGAUUAUCUCUGCCUUCAUGUACCUAGAGCUUUACUUGGUGUCAGUUGAGUUUCUAAUUUUGGAAGGUGACAAUUUACAUAAGUUAUUUCCAAAAAAAAGUUUUGACAUUUUUGGAAAGAAAGUUGGAGGGAAACAAGGGUUUAUUUUGUUGAGUGGUCUUGUUGUAUUGCCUACAACUUGGUUAAGAAAUUUGAGUGUUUUGGCCUAUGUUUCUGCUGGUGGGGUGAUUGCAACUGUGAUUCUGGUGGUGGCUGUAUUGUGGGGUGGUGCAUUUGAUGGAAUUGGAUUCCAUGAGAGAGGGGAACUCUGGAAUUGGAAUGGGUUGCCAACUGCGGUAAGCAUGUUUAUGUUUUGUUACUGUGGUCAUGCUGUUUUUCCAACUCUAUGCAAUUCCAUGAGGGAUAAGUCCCAAUUCCCGAAGGUUCUACUUGUUUCCUUUAGCGUGAGCACUAUAAGCUAUGGAUUGAUGGCGAUAUUAGGCUACUUGAUGUUCGGAGAACACAUAGCAUCACAAGUGACAUUAAAUCUUCCCACAAAAAAUAUAAGUUCAAAAAUAGCAAUAUACACAACACUAAUGAUCCCCAUAGCCAAAUAUGCCUUAAUCAUAGAACCAGUUGCCACACCAAUAGAAGAAACACUUCCCUUUCGAGAAAGCAAGAUGAUGAGUUGUCUCAUUCGGACAUGUCUUGUGGUCAGCACAGUCUUCGUGGCAUUGUUGGUCCCCUUUUUUGGCUAUGUGAUGGCAUUUAUAGGAGCAUUUUUGGGCAUCUCCAUGUCGAUAUUGUUUCCAUGUUUGUGUUAUUGGAAGAUUGUCAUAGGGUUCAAGAGAUUUGAGGUAGAAAUGAUGGUGAUUUUGGUUAUCUUGUGUGUUGGAAUGUUUAUUGAAGUGGUGGGUACUUACACGGCUGUAACAAACAUUAUAAAUGAGGUUCAAACUAAAUGA
Lactuca saligna is the source of this 1242-nucleotide messenger RNA. The record is from the annotation of a GenBank genome assembly. Lineage: Eukaryota; Viridiplantae; Streptophyta; Magnoliopsida; Asterales; Asteraceae.